UUCUCUCUCUUCACUCGGUUUCACUCUUCUCACUCCUUGUCUUCCCUUGGAUGGAAGCAGAAUAAACCAUACAGGACACACGGUUGUAAUACCGACAGAUUUGUUAAGAGUCUCGGUAGAGAAGGAAUCGAAUUUUUUCUUCGCCGAUUGAAAGUGCAAGGCAUAGAGAAAAUAACCCAUUCUCUUCUCUAACUCUUGAGGAUGAAAGUUGUACCUCCUUCGAGCUUUUCAUAUACUGAUGAAGACCAGAAGAAUUUGAAGGAAUUGCUUGAAGCCUUUGGUUCCAUUGUUUCCCUCGAUGACAUAGCUUCUGCCUACUGUGAAGCUGGUCGAAACUUAUGUUAUGCUGCUGAAAUAUUGUGUAACAAGCGGGGCAGCAUCUUUGCGACGUCUUCAUCAAAAUCACAGGACAUCGUAGAAAACAGAACUAGUGCAUCUUCUGAAGGACCAUCCGAUUACAUCUUGGAAAAUGCACAUAUUACUAAAUCAAAGUCAAGGAAGUGUUCAGCGUCAAUGGGAACUGUGUCUAAUGUCAUUGGAAAGGAUUACAUAACACCUAGACCUCAAUCAAAUGGAUUGAAUGAGAAGUUAAAACCAGUGAAAAUACACUCAGAUGACUUUCCAGUCUCAGAGAUCUGGGAUGAGAAAAAGGAAUCAGCAUCUACCUCUCGAAGUGAAUCCAUGAACACUGAUAUUGAAGAGUUCCUUUAUAAAAUGCUUGGAAAUGGAUUUCAGCUGGAAAAGAGUGUAAUCCAGGAUGUUGUUGGUCAAUGUGGGUAUAAUAUGGACAUGAGCAUUGAUAAACUUCUUGAUCUGUCAGCAGCAACCCUAGAGAAGAGUGAUGAUGUUAUUGGCAUAGCUGCUGGAAAUGUGAAGACAAAGAAGGGUAGCCUUCAGCUGGGGUCCAUGUCUGCUAGAACAGAGUCGCCAGUUACUGAUUUUUCUGGAAGAUCGAAAUCUGGUGCGAGCAGUGGAGAACCUCGGACUGAGAUGAAAAAGAAAGACAUCUCUAGAGAAGUUCUAGAGGCGUUAUUUAGUGUGCCUAACGUAUUUGAGGAAAAACAGGAAUGCAGCAAUCCAAUUAAACCAUGUCGGCGAUUACCUUAUGGUCAGGUCGUCUCCAAACCACCAAAAGACAAAUUCAUAGAAGACUUUACUUUUAUUACAAGACAACCAGUUAAUGCUAGAACUGAUGAAGCAAAUCAGAUUAGCUAUGAGGACUUGCGCAAAGCUGUGAUGGAGUAUUGGAUGACAAUGAAAGAAUACUAUAAAGCUGCUGUGGAUGCAUUUUCUCAAAAGGAUUAUGAGAAUGCACAAGUAUUUCUGGAUGAGGGUAGCUUUUAUAUGAGGAAGGCCCGAGAAGCAGAUGAAAAAUCUGCUCAAAAGCUUAUUGAGGACAGCGAGGAGGAGGAAGAAUUUUCUCUAAACAUGCAUUAUCUUGAGCCAAAGGAUGCUCUGCACCAUAUGAAACUUCAUUUGACCUCUCUUUCCGGUUUGCCAUCUUUCUGCUACCUGAAGUUUGUCGUUGGGACCGAUGAUGGAGACAAGAAAGAUGUCCGGCGGAAGCGUCUGAUUACCAAGCUUCUCGAAAAAGAGGGGAUUCCAUGGACUGAAGAAGGAAAUGGAUGGACAAUUUCAAUCCGAGUGGACGAGAUUGAUCCGAAGAAGCUGAGUUUCGCAAACAAAUGAAUGAUCACACCUAUCUUUUGAUUGAUAUAUUAUCUUUGAGUUUUGGAACUCACAUUCAGGACAUCCAUUUCUGUUGAUUUCUGCACUAGUUUUAACCCCCGAGAGGACCCUCAGGACCUCCAAUUUUCAUUUUUACCUGUCAGUGAACUACAUGCAAGAAGAAACAACGUUGCUUGAUUUGACAGUAUUUAUUCUUUUUGUUGUUGCAUGAUUGUUACUGUGCAAAAUUUUACUGAAGCGAUAUGGUUCACCACA
Messenger RNA from Sesamum indicum (sesame), 1944 nucleotides. It is a transcript of the gene SDE5, whose product is annotated as silencing defective 5. Lineage: Eukaryota; Viridiplantae; Streptophyta; Magnoliopsida; Lamiales; Pedaliaceae. The record is from RefSeq and is a predicted model, not a curated record.